Messenger RNA from Aspergillus pseudoviridinutans, 573 nucleotides. RefSeq lists its product as uncharacterized. The record is from RefSeq and is a predicted model, not a curated record. The transcript is spliced from 2 exons. The coding region runs from base 1 to 573 and encodes 190 amino acids. NCBI's taxonomy places the organism in Eukaryota, Fungi, Ascomycota, Eurotiomycetes, Eurotiales, Aspergillaceae.
AUGGCUGCAGAUCCAUCUAGCCAAAUAAAGCGACGUCAAAAGAACGAGAAAUCCAGGUUUAAGCGGCACUCUGACCGUUUAUUGGAGCACAGCGACGAGUUCGGAAAGCUGUUUGAUGCCAAAAUCUAUCUCCUUAUUCAAAAUCAGAAGGGGGACCUGACAAUAUACAAUAAUCGACUCGAGAACGAGUGGCCACCUUCUCAGUCUGAACUUCUGAGACUCUCCGAGCACAGUAUCUCACAGAAUUUAAACAGAGGCGACCGCAAGGACUUCUCUGGCCAGACCCACAAGAAAGACCGGACCAAGUUUGAAAAGAAGAAAGAUCAGCUUCUACAGUACGGAAAUAGCAUUGCUCAGCAGUUUGCUGCGAAUGUUUACCUUGCAAUUCAAUGUCGGACAGGAUACACAAUUGUCCACAACAGCAGUUCUUCAAAGAACUGGCCACCAUCCAGACGGCAAAUUAAGUUGCUCUUUCCUUCUGCAAAAAGGAAAUACCCGGAAGAUUUUGACGGAAGCCCGGACCUUUUACAGGCAUCCUCCCGAAAAAAUUUUGAGGACACAUCUCUUAAAUAG